UUGAAUUCACUUUGACAGGAUGGACCCGUCUUCCUGGUCUUCGUAUUACAACCGCUUACCCGGUCAGGUGCCGCACCAGCCCAAUGUCAAUGACAAUGCUGCCAACGCCUUACCCUCGGGCUACGGCUCGGCCGCCCAACAUCCCUUCAUUCUGGCCCAACAUCUCCGCGAUGCGGCAGCGGCCCACGAGGCCCAGAUCUCCCAAUACCAAAACAUCGGCCUGUCCCCGGCUUUGGUGCAGGCCGCCGCCUCCAACAAGUCGCAUUUGCAUCAACAAGCGUUGGCCAAUCUCAACAUGCGCGAGUCAGUGGUGGUCAGUCGGGAAAACCCGCGCGAAAACUUCCUGACGCCUCCUCAAACACCCGUCUCCACUUGGAAGACCACCGGCUCCAUGGUCAAUAGCGUCAUCGUCCCCGAGCCGCACAAACCGGACCCGCGGCUGAUCGUCAACAAUGUGAUGCGGGGUAGCCACGUGAGUGUUAGCUCGGCCAGUGGCAUGCCCCUCGAGCGUCAAAUGUACGUUCACCCCGACUUCUUGGCCAAUGGCAAUGGAGCCGCCCUUUCACUCAACAAUGGUUCGGCUGGCGGUCGACCCAAUGUGAUGCGCCAAGCCGUCGAGCUCAAGACCAGCCAGCCCAUUUUUCCGGGUCAGCCACCCCCGGCGUCGAGUUCAGCUCGCGAUAAGUCCUCGCCUUCAUUUUCGGCUCAACCCCCGCCUCGACAAUCGAGCCAGGUGCCUUCGCGCAGUGCUACCGCCACCAUUCUGGCCAAUCGCACAGCCUUUCCCGGCCAGGCCCCGCCUUCGAACUUUCGAGAUGCCGGCUUUUUGAAUGACAUUGGACAACGUCAAAGUCCGCAGCUGGCGCAGCAACAACAACCCAGCCCCCAGUACUAUAAUAACCCGAGCCCUCAAAAUGUUGCCUCACCCCAAGGCGUGUCUUACAUCCUUCAACAGCAGCAGCAACAGCAGCAGCAGCAGCAGCAGCAACAACAAUCUCAAUCCCAGAGUCAGCCCCAUGAACAACAGUUCACCAAUUAUUCGCAGUCACAUCAUCAGGCGGUCGCUGCCGUGGCCGUGGCCUCCGGUAAGCGUAGCGGCCAACCUUCUCGACCUCGUCAAACUACUGCGAAUCGUUCAAAUUCUAAACAAAAGCAGUUGGCUCAACAACAACAGCAACAACAACAGCAGCAGCAACAACUCCAGCAACAACAAUUGCAACAGCAGCAGCAGCAGCAACAGCAGCAGCAACAACAACACCAACAGCAACUCCAACAACAACAAAUACAAUUGCAACAACAACAUCAACAACAACUCCAUCGGGAGCAACAGGAUAUCGGGUUGGCUCGUUUGGGGGCAUUGGGGGCAUUAGCCGAUCUCAACGACGGUGGAAACUCUGAUCUCUUGGAAGUCGUGCCUUCAACCAUCAAUUAUGAAGACAUUACGGGCAUUGGGGGCGGUGGGAGUAGUCACCAAUUCAAUCAGGCCUUGCAGCGUCAUGAACGAGGCAAAAGUGAACAGAAGUCCUCGCACAACUGGCUCAAUCGAGCGAGUGAACUCCUCGAUUUGAGCUCAGGAGAUAACCGGGACAAUGGCGCCCAUGCUGGGCAUGGGGGUGACAGUGAAUUUGUCCAACAAGGCGGACAACAGGGGCAGGGAGGAUUUAUCCCACAAAUCGUCAUGAACCCGUGGGAUCCGAAUCAGGCACCCGUGAUGACUUUAGCUCCCCUAGCUAAUGCCAUGCAGGCGUAUCAUCAACAAAUGCUCACUAUGCAACAACAGCAGCAACAACAAACUCAAGGUCAGGUCGAUGGUGGCCUUCAUCGUGAUGACGAGGACGACGAGUCCAAUCCUUUAGGGAAACAGAGAGUAUUAUGCGUGUCACCCGAGGAAGACAUGGGCUUCCUCAUGAACUUGCCUCCUCCGUGCAAUGUCAUUCUCCAGCCGUCGACCAUAGGGCUGUCGGGAAAGAUCCCUCAAUCUCCGUUCUUACAAGCCUUUGAGAAGUUUCUCAAGGGCGAGAUUGUGCAUCCCAAGCCUGAGACGGUCACCGAGGCGCCUCCGCCUCAAGUGCUUCCAGGUAAAAAGGCCUACAUCCCACCGUACACGCCUAAGUCGAGCAAUCGACCCCACUCCUCCAUGUCGCGGAAUUAUGGACGAUCUUCGGGUCAAUCCAUGGGAGGAUCUAGGUCCAUGGGAACGAACAACCAUCGAGCUCGCUCAUCCUCGAGUACAACCAACCGUGCCAAGAAGUCCAAAUUCGCCGAUUUAGGCGAGGAGGACCAUCUGUCCGAAGAUCUAGUUGCCACGGUCUUACCUAAACGCGAGCGAUCUCGGCGCAAAGCCAAGGAGAAUGCCUCUAACGCCUCCCGCAAAUACCUCAAUCAAGAGCCGGAUGACGAUGACAUCCCGGGGUUGGAUCUCUCCGAUUCCGACGAAGAUGCCACAUGGACUCCUUUCAAAGACAAGGACAAGGCUGCCGGAGGAUUUGGGGGCAAUAAGCUGGGUGCCGAUGAUCUCCGAGCCAUGGAAGACGAUGGGGAUGAAAAGAAGGGUGUAGGAGGUAGUGGAAUUACGGCCAGUGCUGUGGGCUCAGUUGGUAUUGGGGUUCAAUCCAAUAGUGGCUUUAAUAAGCAGAAAUACGAUUCGCUACCCUCUCCCACCAAGUUGUUGCCUGAUCGAGCGGAGUUCAGCAUUGGCGACUUUAUGAUCCUCAAAUCAGAUCUUCACCGGGAUAGUGCUCCUAUUUGGCGGUUAGAUAGCAAGACGUUGUUGCAAAGGUACAACCCCAUUCAGGGCGAGGCGCCAGGUCAAUGGUAUCACAAGUCGGCCAGUCUAUUCUCGGGUUUCUCGGCUGUUAACCACUCUAACUAUGCGUCUGUGGCUGUGAAGUUCAUUGUCGCAUCCAAAAAUGAAAGCACAGUCAAGAUCAUUCAAAAGUCCAUUCAUCCAAGUGCCAUCAAACAACCUGAUCCAACGUUGAGGAAGCGAUCGCUCAAUGAAACGAGUCAGUUCCAAGAGCCGUUCGAGGUCUACAUACAGGCAUUAAUAUCGCAAUGUUUGGAUGGAAACUUUCUUCACGAGGUGUUCCAGGAUCAAGAUGACUACUUCGUGCCGAAUAUUGAAAAGGUCGAUUCUGUGACCUUGCUAAGAAAGGACAAAAUCAUGAGUGGCAACAGUUGGACCAGAACGUUCCAAUUGGCCAUCGAUACUUGGCCAUGCAUUAAUGAUUUAGGAUCCGCGCCUUCUCUGGAGUUAAAAUGCGGUGCUUGUGAUACUGAUCGUUCGAUUACAAUGCUACAAAUGUACGGACAGCCUUAUAACGCAAACACGUUGAAGACGGUACCGCCCAAUGAAGAUGCCAGUCUCAAUAGGAAUUUCUCAGUUUGUUCGCGGUGUUGCCGUCUUGCCUACCUCUAUCAUAAGCUCCAGCACUUGAAACACCGCAUGUUUUCCAUAUGCAAUGAAGUGGUGGAAUCAAAGAAGAGGUCCACGCCUCAAGUCGAGACCACAAAGAUAUUGAACGAACUUCUAGCCAACGAACAAUGGCUCGAGGAGCAAUUCCGAAAGAUGCAAGAGUUAUGGGCCGAUGCCGAUACCUUCAUCCGAUAACAUUCCUCCGUCACGGUUGAGUGGGUGCCUUUCGAACAAGUACCUUGUUAAGACUGGAGUUUGGAUUGCCGUAGGAAAUCAAGUUCCAGCGCAUUAUUUGAUAUUGAAUUCCACCAUUCGUAUCAUCUUCGGAAGCAGAAGACGACCCAUAUCAACGAUUUGAAUCUCGCUUUAGAAGCGGAUUCAAAGUGUCUCAGGCACUUAGUGCUGACAUCGCCAUUCUUGCGUUUCUUCUGAUGCUUCAUACCCGAUACUCCAUCGAUAUUAAUCGGCUCAUGUGAAGUGCUUUGGGAAAACCGAGAUUUCGAGAUUUCCGAGGGUUGGCGAGUCCUUUCACCGUUCAAUGGCCCACACACAUCGUAUCUCUCGAACCCCUGCCAAGGACAAGCGGUUUCCCCCUUCCCUACAGCCCUCAUUUAUCCGUUCAUUCGUACAUCAACCAAUCCAACUUCAUAUUGCUGAUCGAAGCUUUGAUGUGCCUAGGAGUGAAAUGUGAAGACCUCAAGAUUCGGGGCGAGGCAUAAUAACAAGAACUACAAAAAUCAUCAUAAUAUAACAACCAACAACAAUAUUAUCAACGAGUUUAUCAAUGAUGCUUUUAAUAUGAAACUGUGAAAUGCAUUCAUAUAAUAGAAAUUGA
This is a messenger RNA of Tigriopus californicus, 4250 nucleotides long. RefSeq lists its product as uncharacterized. The transcript is spliced from 9 exons. The coding region runs from base 20 to 3610 and encodes 1196 amino acids. Gene Ontology annotation, cellular component: nucleus. NCBI's taxonomy places the organism in Eukaryota, Metazoa, Arthropoda, Copepoda, Harpacticoida, Harpacticidae. The record is from RefSeq and is a predicted model, not a curated record.